Messenger RNA from Pseudopodoces humilis (Tibetan ground-tit), 2348 nucleotides. It is a transcript of the gene NUSAP1, whose product is annotated as nucleolar and spindle associated protein 1. Gene Ontology annotation, molecular function: microtubule binding. NCBI's taxonomy places the organism in Eukaryota, Metazoa, Chordata, Aves, Passeriformes, Paridae. The record is from RefSeq and is a predicted model, not a curated record. Gene Ontology annotation, cellular component: nucleolus; mitotic spindle; microtubule. Gene Ontology annotation, biological process: establishment of mitotic spindle localization; mitotic chromosome condensation; mitotic cytokinesis.
GCGGACAGGGCCCGUCGGAGCUGCUGUCAUGGCGCUCGCUUCGCUGCAGCCCCUGGAGGCGUUGAAAUACGCCGAGCUCCAGCGCAUCGCCAAGGCCGCUGGGCUGAGAGCCAACCUUCGGGCAGACAAAUUGUUGGAAUCAUUGAGGCAACACUUUGAAGGGACAAAAGAAGAAAGUGAAAAUAUGGGUCCUGUAAAGAGUGCAUCUGCUUCCAUUAAAUCGGAUGAACUGAGCAAUCAGGAGGAAAUUAUGUCUGAUUCAGUGUGUUUUAUUACAAAAAGAGGUGGUAAAAAUAAGAAAAUAACCAGGAAAAAGAGGAACUCCCAUGAGGAAAGUAAUGCCAUUGGAGAAAACCCAGUGCUUUCUGAUGAGAAACAGGUGCAUUCUGAAAUGAAAGAAAAUGGAGUGCCUCAGGGUGAGCACAAAAAGAGACAGAAGGUAUUACAAAACAAAAACCAAAUAACUGAAGAGAGAGAUAUUGAGAAUACAGAGAUGGGUACUGGACAGAAAAAACAAGCAGAAAGGACUUCUACUAAAGCAGGUAAUGCUCAUCCUGCAGGAGGGAAGAUCCCUGUACGUGUAGGCCAUGCAUCUAGGUCUGCAAGAACAGGAAUGACAGCUACCACACCAAACUUUAAGAAGUUGCAUGAGGCUCAGUUCAAGAAAAUGGAAUCUAUUGCUGACUACAUUGAGAGGAAAAAAAAACUGAAUGAGAAUUGUAGCACAGUCAAGAAACAAGCCAGUGGCAAAAGAUUUUUAUUCAGCCCAAAUCCAGAGAGAGGCAAAUUCUCCAACACCUGCACUCCUAGUAACUUCCGGCGCUCACCACGCAAUUCUCUGAAUGCUGCUAAUCGGAGUAUUUUAUCCCAGAAAUCUUCAUUCCAUCCUUCUGUACUUUCAACAUCCAAAAUGAAUGUCAGGUUCUCAGAAGCCACAAAAGAUAAUGAGCACAAACGCUCUCUUACCAAGACUCCUUCUCGAAUGUCUCCAUACAUGGAGGAGAUCUGCACACCUGACACUCAGAGGAGCUGCAAACUAAAAACUCAGAAGAACAGCAAGGGAAAUAAUGAUCUGACUGCAUCAAAGGUUCUUACCCCCUUCAAGUUUGGAGCUCAAUCUGUGGAACCCUCAAGUGGAAAGAAGACAUUUGAUCUCAAAGCAAGUCUUUCUCGGCCGCUUCGGUAUCAGCCACACAAAGGACGACUAAAACCGUGGGGAGAACCUAAAGAAAAUGCUGUUCUCAGUAGAUCUGGUGGCAGCAAUAUCUGUUCACAUAAGAAAAAUUACAAACAGCCACAUCUCCAGACAAGGGAAGAAAGGCGUGAGACACUUGAGCAAGACAGAAAAAAGAAAAAGGCUCAUACUCUUGGAAAACGUAGAGGCGUAUCUGUGUCUUAGGAUGAAUAAGGAGUAUCUAAGACAUCACUGUAAAUACUGUUCUUCUCAUGUAAAGGCUUGUGCUAUCCGUGUAUGGUUCAGGUUGCUUUUAGCUAGUGGAAUCUAGAGAACAGCAAUUAAUGAGACCUUGUAAUGUGCACUGAGCAUAAUGUUUCUGUGAUUAAUUUCUCCACUGAGAUGAGAAUUCUAAACUUUCAAGGGCUUAGAACUCUCUUGUUGCUUCAUGUUUUCAUUUAACUGAUUUACUUCACUUAAAGAUGUUAAACAAGAAAAUAUGAGUGGAAAAAAGAUGCUCAAGAAGCCUCCUUGCAACUUAGGAUAGACUUGUGCAUCGGAAUGCACUUGUUGCAUGCUAGAAUGCAGGCUUUGGAUAGCAAGCUUCAAAAUGUUAGUAUUCAAAAUGACCAGAGUUGGAAGUACCUGUUUGCCAUGUUCUCUAGAACAAUCCUUAAAUUCUCUAAGUUACAGCAAUUAUUCAGCAUUUCUAAUUGCAUCCUUUGAAAUUCUGUUUCAUAAGAGAAGAAAAAAUAUGGAAGCUCUCUGGAAAACUAAUGCAUAACAUAAUUGUAAACUAACUUUUUUUAAAAAGUCACAACUGAGUUUACAAAUUGCCAUCUGAAUGCUUUGAGCAGUUUUUUGUUCCUUUCUGUGGUUAAUAAAACUCUCUUGCUUUUCAUCUCUAAGAUGCUUAAAAGAGGUUAUAAGUGUUGAGGCACAUUCAAUACCUUGGUUUUAAAAGCAGUUGUUAUUCUUACAUUAAAAAAAUACAUUAGAAAAGUUGUCUGGAUUGGAUAGGGAUAGAACUAGAAAGGUAAUUUAGCAGUUGUUUUCAGCUGUUGAGCAAGUAAAUGUUUCACUGAAUUUAGUAUCCCAUCAAAUAGAUGUUGCAGUGUCAAGAAAAAGCAAUUUUUAAAAUAAAUGUAAUGGGGAAAAUAAAUAUUUUCGUAUA